This is a messenger RNA of Histoplasma mississippiense, 426 nucleotides long. RefSeq lists its product with no specific name. Gene Ontology annotation, biological process: fatty acid biosynthetic process. The record is from RefSeq and is a predicted model, not a curated record. Gene Ontology annotation, cellular component: mitochondrion. The coding region runs from base 1 to 426 and encodes 141 amino acids. Gene Ontology annotation, molecular function: acyl carrier activity; acyl binding. The transcript has 5 exons. Lineage: Eukaryota; Fungi; Ascomycota; Eurotiomycetes; Onygenales; Ajellomycetaceae.
AUGUUCCGUUCCGCUGUUGCCCGGUCGCUGCGCGCAGCCUCUUCCAUACCUCGAAUCACCAGACCCUCUCCGGCCUCUUUCCAGAUCCCCAGGAGCCCGCUCUCUGCCGUCCGUGCAACCCAAUCCCAAUUCCCCUCAUGUUUCACCUGCCAGGCCAUCCGAUCAUAUUCUUCGCCUGCUGGCCUAACCCACUCGGAGAUUGAGGGCAGAAUAGUCGAUUUGCUGAAGAACUUUGACAAGAUUACUAGCACCUCGCACUUCUCGAAUGACUUGGGAUUGGACAGCUUGGAUACCGUCGAGGUCGUGAUGGCCAUUGAGGAGGAAUUCAGCAUCGAAAUCCCAGAUAAGGAAGCCGAUGCCAUCCAUAGCAUUGACCAAGCUGUUACCUAUAUUAGCUCCCAACCUGAUGACCCCGAUGAUGAGUGA